Molecule: messenger RNA, 16459 nt
Organism: Cuscuta europaea
Lineage: Eukaryota; Viridiplantae; Streptophyta; Magnoliopsida; Solanales; Convolvulaceae
Source: the annotation of a GenBank genome assembly
GCCCCUAGAGCCUUUUAUAACAUUGCUCAGUAUAAUAUAGCUUCCAUUUAUGUAGGCCCAAACCGACCAUUUAGAGUUUGAAGUAGAUGCUUUGCUUCAUUUGCUAAUCGAUUAGUGAGCCAAGCAAAGUCUGCAAAAGUGAUUUUUGUUUGUUCACACACUAUACCGCUCACUAUGAAUCGAAGACCUCCCAUAAGACUCCUCCGUGUUCCAACUUCCUACUUGGUUCUUGUAGUUAGAUUACGCAUGAGCUGACGCUGCUGCUUAUAUAACAUAUUAACAUGCACACCUUUUUCGCCAUCUUAUCACCACAACCUUCUCAUGGGGCAUUGACCCACAUUUCAGCCAUAAAUCUUCUAUGGGCUCCUAGCAACAAGAGAUCUUUUAUUCCUUCACCUCACACGACCGGUGGGAUCAAUGAAUUUCAAAACUUGUCCAAGGAAGUUUGUUCUAGUCCAGCAUCCGGGGUUAGAAAUAUCAUAUGGCUACAGAGGAAGUGCAGUUCAAGCAUUUCAUCAAUCUUGACUGAUGGCAGUUCAACCAUGGCUGAUGCUGAGAAAGAAAUUGAAAGUAUCCACCUUCUUAGCCUGGACCACGGAUUGCAACCAUAUGGAGAUCACUUUAGAUAUAGAAUGAAGAAGUAUGUCCACUGGAAAAGGAUAUUAGAAAAUAAUGAAGGAGGUCUUGAGGAAUUUUCUCUAGGAUAUUUGAAAUUCGGGUUUACCAAAGGAAAUGGUUGCAUCGUCUAUCGGGAAUGGGCUCCUGCAGCUCAGGAAGCUGAAUUAAUAGGCGAUUUUAAUGAAUGGGAUGGGUCCCAUCACCAGAUGGAAAAAAACCAGUUUGGUGUAUGGAGCAUAAAAAUUCCUGAUGAUGAUGAUGGAAACACAGCUAUUUUACACAAUUCUAGAGUUAAGUUCCGUUUUAAGGAUGUGAGCGGAAUUUGGGUUGAUAGAAUUCCUGCCUGGAUAAAGUAUGCUACAGUAGACCCUACAAAGUUUGCUGCACCUUAUGAUGGCGUGUACUGGGACCCACCAGCUUCUGAAAGGUAUGAUUUUAAAUGCCCCCGUCCUCCUAAACCCAAGGCCCCAAGGAUAUACGAAGCUCAUGUGGGUAUGAGUAGCUCAAAACAUCAUGUAAACUCAUACAGAGAAUUCGCAGAUGAUGUUUUACCCCGUAUAAAGCAAAACAAUUAUAACACAGUCCAGUUGAUGGCUAUAAUGGAGCAUUCCUAUUAUGCAUCGUUUGGAUAUCACGUUACAAACUUCUUUGCAGUAAGCAGUAGGUCCGGAACACCAGAUGACCUUAAGUAUCUGAUUGACAAAGCACAUGGGUUAGGCUUAAGGGUGUUGAUGGAUGUUGUUCACAGUCAUGCUAGUAACAAUGUCACAGAUGGUCUAAAUGGCUAUGAUGUUGGGCAAGGAUCACAAGAGUCCUAUUUUCAUAGUGGAGAACGAGGCUACCAUCAGUUGUGGGAUAGCAGACUCUUUAACUAUUCUAGUUGGGAAGUUUUGCGUUUCCUUCUUUCCAACUUAAGGUGGUGGCUUGAAGAAUACAAAUUUGAUGGGUUUCGGUUCGAUGGAGUAACUUCUAUGUUAUAUCAUCACCACGGGAUCGGGUUUUCAUUCACGGGAGGCUAUAAUGAGUAUUUCAGUGAGGAAACAGAUGUCGAUGCAGUGGUUUAUUUGAUGCUUGCCAAUACACUGAUCCAUGGUCUCAUGCCCGAUGCAACCAUAGUUGCUGAGGAUGUUUCAGGUAUGCCUGGACUUUGCCGACCAGUGCUGGAGGGUGGCAUUGGGUUUGACUACCGGUUAGCAAUGGGCAUCCCAGACCGGUGGAUGGUUUACCUGAAGAAUAAGAAGAGUGUCGAGGAUUGGUCAAUGAAGGAUAUAACAUGGAGUUUGACAAAUCGCCGAUACACAGAGAAAUGCGUGGCUUAUGCGGAGAGUCAUGAUCAGGCUAUUGUUGGAGACAAGACAAUUGCAUUUCUGCUAAUGGACAGAGAAAUGUAUUCUGGCAUGUCCUGCUUGGCAGAAGCCUCUGUUAUUGUGGACCAAGGAAUUGCACUUGUCAAGAUGAUUCACUUCUUAACAAUGGCCUUAGGAGGAGAAGGGUACUUAAAUUUCAUGGGAAACGAGUUUGGCCAUCCUGAGUGGAUCGACUUCCCUAGAGAAGGCAACCAUUGGAGCUAUGACAAGUGUAGGCGUCAGUGGGAUCUUGUGGACAUGGGUCACUUGAGAUACAAGUUCAUGAAUGCAUUUGACAGGGCCAUGAAUUUGCUUGAUGAUGAAUUAUCUUUCCUUGCUUCAGAAAAACAGAUAGUAAGCAGCAUAGAUGAAUAUAAUAAGGUACAAUACACACAAUGGCAUAUAAAUAAAUAAAAAUUGAUCUAAAUAGGACUAAAUGGAAACUUAAUUUCCCAAAUAGGACUAAGGCCUAAAUCAUUCACAAAUAGGACUAAAUACAAAUUUCUGCCCUAAAUACCUUAAGAGUAUUAAUUCAUGAUAAAAUGUUUUAAUUGAUAAUAAAAUCGUAAAAAAUAAUAAAAAAUGAAUAAAUAUUUCUAAAAAAAUUAAAAACAAUUGAAAACAAAACUUAAAGAAUUAAUAAAAAAUAGUAAAAACCCAUAAAAAAAGUAUAGAUGCCUUUCCCACCGCCUCUACCGCCUCCCAGAACCACCACCUCCGAUCAGUGAAACAAAUGCCAUUUUUUCUGAAAAUGCCAAGAAAAUGGCAUUAUAUUACUUUGAUAAUGCCAAAUUUUUCAUUGAAAGUUGAAACUGCCAUCAAUAUGGCAUUACUAAUGCAUGUUGGCAUUUUCUUUUCCGGUAAUCGGAGCUGGUGGUGGCAGAGGCGGCGUUAUAUUUUUCUUUUUACAUUUAUUUUUUUAAGUUUUAUUUUUUUAAUUUAUAAUUUUUAUUCUUUUUUAUUUUUUUAUUUUUAUUAAUUUGAUUAAAUAUUUAUUUUAGUCCAAAAUGCUACAGGGGUAUAUUUGUCCAAACACACAUAAUUAGUCUUACUAGGGAAUUUAAAACAAUGUAGCCCUAUUUGUGAUUUAUGGCUACCUUUUACUCCUAGUUAGGUAAUUCUCUCAUAUAUAAAUAUAAUGCUGGGAUGUAGUAGUAUCAUUAUGAUGUUCUGUCAUUGAUGAUAUUAUAUUUUGUUAUGGGAGCCUUGGUGAACAAGUUACGGUGUUGGAGAGGUCACAUGUUCAAGUUUACACCCUUGUGAUGGGACUCUUCCUUGGAUCCUUGCCUUAUGGGGAUACCAAUGUGCACGAGCAUCCCUUUCUAUUAGUCAGGAUAUGAUCAUUUAAACAUAUAUAAUUAUUUUGUUGAUUCUUUCCCUAAAGUCAAGAGCUUUGUACUGGUAUACUUUAUUAUAAAUAGAGAAACUAAAUACACAAACAACUCAGUUAUUCUGACAUAUUUUUCACGCCAUUCAAGUUGGUAUUGGAGCACAGAUCUGUGAGCUUGAUAAAAUAAACCUAGGUCUCUUGUGGUCUAACAGUCCCGUUGACUAGCCUUUGUAGUCCUCUGCCAUAGCCAUAUUCCCGUUAUUUAUGUGUAUCAAGAAAGUUUGAGUAGUCCUGUUAUUCAACCACCAUCAUAAGGCUAACUAUUGAAACUAACCUCCAAACCUUCGAGUAACAUAUGUGUGUUUUCUAGUUACUCUUAUUUUACCUUUUUCUAUGGCCCUAGAAUGACCUAGAUCUGGGAUAUUCAUGUACUUCUACCACAGCUUCCACAAAUUAAGGUCUUGUGUCAUUUCUUUUCUCUAUAAUCCCUCAAUCACAUCAGCAAAACACAUUGGUAUGAAUUACAUGGAUUGGCAAGUUGUUGAAAUAUGGUUUCUAGUCCAAGAUUUGUUGGAUAAUCUCAUAACAAAGGAAAAUGACAUUGCUACUGCUGAAUGAGAUCAAUCAAAGAAAGCAAAAUAGUCGGUGUCUCUCUUACACGAGUCUAUCGAUCCAAAGCUUAUGGUUCACUUUCGGAGCUACAAAAAGACAUUUCAUGACACCUGGAAGAAGGCUAAGACAGUUUACUCAAAUGAUGUUUGAGGACUCUAUGUUGUUGUUCAGAAGAUGGCUACACUACAAAUGAUAGACUGUGACCUCCCUGCGUAUUUGAACAAGGGUCAAUCUACGAUUAAAGAAGUAAAGUUAAUUCUGACAGGUGAUGAGCCACCACACACAGUAAAUUUGAUAAAAUGUGUAUGGUGUUUAUCUUGCACGGUCUUCACAAAGGUAUGAAAUUUGUUUGGAACCAAAUGCUAACAAAUCAUAGUGUGCCUACAUCCCGCGUGAGUGGAUCUAAUUGAUCCUUUAUUGCGAGUUCCACCUUUGGAAGUCAUGCUAGGAGUUGGUUCUCAACCAGGAUCCAUAGCAUAAUCAAGUGCGCUUUAUAGUUUUUAUCCUGAUCUUAAUCAAGUGGCUAAGGGAAAGAAUCAAGCAAGCAGUUAGAGUUCUAGUAAUAUUAGUAUUAAUAUUAAUAUUAAUUAGCAAGCAGUUAGAGUCCUAGUAGUAUUAGUAUUAAUAUUAAUAUUAAUAUUAAUAUUAAUUAAUCCCUACUUUAAGUAGUGUUCCUCUGUUUUAGUUAUUUACAAUAGCAGUUUAGUUUCUGGUUUUGUUUUGAGAAACCCUUAACAUCUAUAUAAGGGGUUCUCAGUCAAGUUAAUAAUCAGCUUUUGGAAAAUUAACUCUGGGAUUUCUUGACUAGGUCAGAGAUCGGAUUAAUUCCGUUAAGCCUCUUAAGUUUUGUUCCUCUCUUCGUACUUGAUUAAAAAUUGAUUAAAAAACAUCUAUAUCCUGUGAUCGUUUAGAUCAGACUUUCCGCUCUCGGCCUUGGACUAGGUCACUUACCCGUGCCCUUUACAACUUGGUAUCAGAUUCUGGGACGAUGGGGACCGACGCUACUGUUGCUGAUUCCCUGAAAACCAUGAUUGAGAGUGUCGACCAAAGAAGCGUUUUAGGCUGCCGAGUAGCACGAAUCCCGAAGGAGAUAAGGCAAAACUCCGCCAAACUGGCUAUCUUGAGCUAUAUAUCGAAACAUUCCAACAAAUGUUGACUCACACAAUAGGGAUUUCAACUCAUAUGCAUGUUAAAGUAUUCACCGCCGGGCUCCGUGAGGUUGUUCGCAUGGAGGUUGAAUAUCGGAACUCACUUGAUCUUGACUUUGCUACGAUGCUGGCACAAACGGUUGAGCGCAAAAUCAGUUUACCUGCAUCUUCGCCUGCAUGCUCGGUGUGUCCCCAAUCAGUUGCUCGUUCAGAAUCAAUACCUGUUCUUGCUGCAUCAAACCUCUAUCAGCGCAACUCUAAUCCAAACUUUAAGAAGAUUUCUCGUGCAAAUUCUGCUAUCUGCAGAGAAAAGGCCUUUGUUAUAACUGUGACGAUCCGUGGGUUCGCGGCCAUCAAUGCAAACGAUGAUUCUUUAUUGAAAUUCCGGAUGAUUACCAGUCAGACGAUCAGUUUGAGCCAGCUCUCUCUGUUCAUGCUAUGACUGGAAUUGGAUCACUUCCACAAUGCAAUUAGCUGCAGCCCUUAACGCUAAACCCAUCACAGUUUUGGUAGAUUUGGGCAGUAAUCAUAAUUUUGUGCAAAGGUUGGUUUUAGAGAGUACCGUGUCGCUUCACCAGUGAUCCCAUCUUCAUGUUCUCAUGGCUAAUGGAGACCGUGUACCUAUUUUGGACGCCUGUCCUCGUCUCACCUUCCUCGUGGACGGACACACCUUUACUGCUGACUUUUGUGUACUUCUAUUGGCCGGGGUUGACAUGAUUUUGGGCUUUCAUUGGCUUUGCGGCCUUGGCGCAAUUGAAUGGGAUUUUUCACGUCUUUCAAUGCGGUUUUGAUGGCAGGGCAGCCAGGGCUCUCUAGUGGAAUGGCAAGAUCAUCCUAGCACAUCUACACUUCAGGCCUACAUGCUCACCACACCAUCUCCCAAAAUGGAGUCUCCUUGCUCAGUUUGAGGAUGUCUUCCGCCUGGCAUCGGACUGCCACCUCCACGCGCUUGUGAUCACAAGAUAACUUUGCUUCCCGGAACGAGCCCAGUGGUUGUUCGACCUUACCGUUAUCCAUAUUUCCACAAAGACGAGAUUGAGAGGCAAUGUUGUGAAAUGCUCAAGCAAGGUAUCCUCUACCCAAGCAGAUCUCCCUUUCCCUCACACGUCCUUCUAGUUUAAAAAACUGAAGGCACAUGGCAGUUUUGUGUUGACUACAUAGAACUCAAUUCCAGAACCGUUAAGGAUAAGUUUCCAAUUCCUGUCAUCGAUGAGUUGUUGGACGAACUUCAUGGGUUCAAUUUUUUUUUUAUAUAACUGGAACUGCUAUCGGGAUACCACUAGAUCCGCAUGGCAGAAAAGGAUAUUGAAAAGACAACCUUUCAAACUCAUCAUGGACACUUUGAAUUUUUAGUGAUGCCGUUUGGACUCACGAAUGCUCCAUCCACGUUUCAAGGCCUCAUGAACGACAUUUUUGCACCAUACCUAUGAACGUUUGUCCUCAUCUUCUUUGAUAACGUACUCAUUUAUAGCAAGUCUUGGGUCAAACAUGUCUAUCAUGUUCAUUGUUGAAAUAUAAACUACAAUGCUAUUAAAGAUGGAGAGAAGGAUUUUCUGUGUAUUUCAUUAGAGGGUUAAGGCCCUAUAUAUAUAUAUUACAAAGAUGGAAUAUUCCUAUAUAAGAUGCUAUACAAUAAUAAUGUCUAGAGUAUAUUCCUAAAGCAUAUUCUAGAGCAUAUUCCUAAAGCAUAUUCCUAGAUACAAUAAUACUUUCACACUCCCCCUCAAGUUGGAGCAUAGAUAUUUAUCAUGCCCAACUUGUUACAUAAGUAAUCAACUCGAAUCCCAUUUAGAGCUUUAGUGAAUAAAUCUCCAAGUUGUUCUCCAGUCUUCACAUACCCGGUAGAGAUUAAUCCUUUUUGUAUCUUCUCUCGAAUAAAAUGGCAAUCAACCUCAAUAUGCUUUGUUCUCUCGUGAAAUACGGGGUUGUUUGCUGUGUGUAUAGCAGCUUGGUUAUCGCACCACAACUGAGCAGGCAUUGGUGUCUUCAAUCCAAUUUCAUUCAAUAAAUGGUGUAUCCAUAUUAUCUCACAUGCGGAUUGUGCCAUAGCUCGAUAUUCUGAUUCAGCACUAGAACGAGAAACCACAUUCUGUUUCUUACUCUUCCAGGAUACAAGAUUACCACCAACAAAGACACAAUAGCCAGAUGUAGAUCUUCGAUCAUCUUUAGAACCGGCCCAAUCAGCAUCUGCAAAGCAUUCUAUUCUCAUGUGAUCAUGGUUUUGAUAAACAAUACCUCGUCCUGGUGCUCCCUUUAAGUAACAUAAUAUGUGUUCUACAGCAGCCCAAUGAUCAAUGGUCGGAGAUGACAUGUAUUGACUUACUACACUCACAGAAUAAGCAAUAUCUGGACGGGUGACUGCGAGAUAAUUAAGCUUUCCAACCAGUCUUCUAUAUCUUUCUGGGUCUUCAAACGGUGUGCCUUCUUGAGUGAGUUGCACGUUGGGAACCAUGGGUGUUGUACUUGGUUUUGACCCUAAUUUCCCUGUCUCAGCUAGUAAGUCAAGUACAUAUUUACGUUGAGAUAGAAAUAUGCCUUUCUUACUUCGUGUUACCUCAAUUCCCAGAAAGUAUUUCAAAGAGCCAAGAUCUUUCGUCUGGAAUUGACUAUGCAGAAAAUUCUUAAGGGCAAAAAUACCUGCAUUAUCACUCCCUGUAAUCACAAUAUCAUCAACAUAUACCACAAGCAAUGUGACACCUGAUUCUGUUUGUUUGUAAAAUACAGAGUGGUCUGAUUUGCCUUUUAUCAUUCCAAAUUGUUCAAUUGAUUGACUGAAUUUCCCAAACCAUGCACGAGGACUCUGUUUCAGACCAUAAAGAGAUUUGCGAAGUCGACAAACUUUACCAUACUCCCCCUGAGCAACAAAUCCCGGAGGUUGCUCAAUAUAGACUUCUUCCUUAAGGUCACCAUUCAAAAAUGCAUUUUUAAUGUCCAAUUGAUGUAAGUGCCAAUCAUGAAUUGAAGCGAGUGAGAUAAGUAACCUGACAGAUGUUAAUUUAGCAACAGGAGAAAAAGUGUCAGAAUAAUCAACACCAUAUGUUUGAGCAUAACCCUUCGCAACUAAUCGGGCUUUCAACCGAGCAACGGAUCCGUCUGGGUUAACCUUAACAGCAAAGACCCACUUACAUCCAAUAGAUUUCUUCUCUGUAGGUAAGUCAACCAAAUCCCAUGUACCAUUAAGAUCUAAAGCAUUCAUUUCCUCUACCAUGGCUUGACGCCAGUCAGGAUGAGACAGAGCUUCUUUGACAGAUUUGGGAACAGAAAUAGAAUCAAUGGAAGCAAUAAAAGAACAUGAAGCAGGAGAUAACUGAUUGUACGACACAAAUGAAGAAAUAGGAUGAGUACAAGACCGUGUACCUUUACGUACUGCUAUUGGGAGAUCAAGAUCUGAUGUGGAAACAAGAUCUGAAGAUGCAGAUACUGGUUCAGGACAUGAGAUCAGAGUCGAACUAGUAUCAAGAAAAGUAAUCACAGGUAUCGCCGGUGGAGGGUGAUCAGGUGCUUUGUGUCGACGGGUGUAUACCAAAUGUACGGGAGGCCUAGGGUCAUGAACAGUAACUUGUGGAAUAUUUGUCGAAAGUGUGGACUCAGGAAUAGUCAUCGUGUAAAUGAGAAUAUCGUCAUUACUCUCACGAAUAUCUGCCUUAGAUGAUGAAAAAGGUGUAUUUUCAUGAAAUGAUGCAUCAAUAGAAACAAGAUACCGACCAGUACUCGGACAAAAACAUCUAUACCCCUUCUGGACUCGAGAAUAACCCAAGAAAAUACAUUUUAAUGAUUUCGGAUCUAACUUUGUUAGAUGAGGAUUAACAUCUCUAACAAAACAAGUGCAACCAAAUAUUUUAGGUGGGAUAGGAAAAAGCUCUCUGUUUGGAAACAGACAAUGAUAAGGAGCUUUACCAUUCAAAACAGAAGAUGGCAUUCGAUUUAUCAAAAAACAUGCAGUAGACACGGCAUCUGCCCAAAAUUGUUUAGGCACAUUCAUUUGGAAUAGAAGAGCCCUUGCAGUUUCUAACAGAUGUCGGUUCUUUCGUUCCGCAACUCCAUUUUGAGGAGGUGUAUCAACGCAUGAAGUUUGAUGAAUAAUGCCAUGUUGAAGCAUAAAUGACUUAAAUGUAGCAGAUAGAUAUUCUUGGGCAUUGUCUCCUCUUAACACCCGAACAGGAACGUUAAACUGAGUUUUAAUUUCAGCACAAAAGGAAGAAAAAUGAGUGAACAACUCAGAUCGACGUUUCAUGAAAUACAACCAUGUCAUACGAGAAUAGUCGUCAACAAAGGUAACAAAAUAUUUAAAACCAGCUUUAGACACAACCGGGCAAGCACCCCAAACAUCAGAGUGAACAAGGUCAAAUGGAGCAUUUGCUCGUUUAUUAACUCGCGGGCCUAAGCUAGUACGAUGGUGUUUCGCAAAUUGACAUGACUCACAUUGUAAAGAGGUCAUCUUAUUAAAUUGAGGAUUUAUUUGCUUCAUUAAUGGGAGAGAUGGAUGUCCUAAUCGGUAAUGAGCAUCUAACAAAGUCCCAACCCCAAGACAAGAGAUACCUUUGGUGAUGGAUGUAUCCAAAAUAUAUAGACCAGCUGACUCAUGUCCUUUACCAAUAAUCUGCAUCGUUAACAGAUCCUGAAACACACAAUAUCCCGGAAAAAAUGUUACAGAACAGUUAAGAGUACGAGUCAUUUUACUGAUGGAAAGCAGAUUAAAUGCAAAAUUAGGAAGACUCAAAACAGGCGAUAAUGGUAAUGUAGAAGUUGGAACAACAGUACCAGAUUCAAGAACGAGUGAGGUAGAUCCAUCAGCUAAAGUGACACUAGAAGUAGGUAAAUAUGAAUGAAAUGACGAGAAUAGACUAGGAUUACCGGUCAUAUGAUCUGUGGCACCUGAGUCAAUGACCCAUUUCGAGGAUGAGGAAACAAGACACGUGUUUGAAAUACCUGAAUUAGCGGUUACCGAGAUAGGGACAGAGGAAUGCUUUAGAGUUUCUUGGUAGCAAAUAAAUUUGGCAUACUCGUCUGAAGAAAUAGCAAUUGAUCCAUCGGAUGAACUGGUAGCGGAAGCAACAUGAGCAAGCUGAUUUCCUUGAUUUUUGAACAGCAAUUUUCUACAUUCUUUGAUCAAGUGUCCGGGCUUCUUACAGUAAUUGCAUAUUACUCCUCUGUCAAAUCCACUCGUACAAGACAUUUUUUUUUUUAAUUUCUUUUUUUUUGUUUUUUUUUUGUUUUAUUUUUAUGAGAAUGUAAUUAGGUUCAAAAUUGAGAUAUCCAAUGAGAACUUACAGCAGCCCAUUUGUGGAAUCGACCUUGGAGAAUAAAGUUGGGCUUUGACUGAGCAGCCCGUUUGUGGACUCAACCUGGAGAAUAAAAGAUCCAGCUGUUUGGGCUUUGACUGCUAAUCCAGACGGAGGGUCGAUGCCAGAGUGCCAGACCUCAAAGAAGAACAGCCAGACAAAGGAGCGUGCGUAUGUCCGUUACGAAGCCUGGAAGGAAGAAAAGAUUUCCGCGUAGCCUGGACGAUCUCUUUUCGAUGUCAGCGUACUGAAGAGCUGGAAAGAAACGCAACCAUCCCAAAGAGAAGCUACAGCAGAAAGGCGAUAUGCAGGCGAGCUGGAUGGCGUUCUCCGAUCCGAAAUCUGGCCGCAGAAUGACGUCACGUGCCGGCACGUGAGUUGAGGUCAGCGAGCUGUGGCAGCGCGUACGUCUCAGUCGCGUAGAGUUUGGGUGUCAGACUUUGGUUUCUGGGUCGUCGAAGGUAGCCGCACCACCUGGGUACGGUGGUGAUGAAAUGUGUGGUCUGAGAAUUUCUUAGGUCUGGUGGGGCAGACUGUAUGCUAAUGAAUUUUCUAGGAAUUUAGCUCAGGCUAAUUGAUUUUCUGGGAAAUUAGAAUGGUGCCUAGAGGUUCUGAAGAAUCUGAUAAAACUGAACUCAAGUUCCUUGAAGGAAGAAUCCAGUCUGAAAAUUAAACUGAAAUAUGAAAAACUAAACUAGAAUGGAAGUCUCUGAUACCAUGUUGAAAUAUAAACUACAAUGCUAUUAAAGAUGGAGAGAAGGAUUUUCUGUGUAUUUCAUUAGAGGGUUAAGGCCCUAUAUAUAUAUUACAAAGAUGGAAUAUUCCUAUAUAAGAUGCUAUACAAUAAUAAUGUCUAGAGUAUAUUCCUAAAGCAUAUUCUAGAGCAUAUUCCUAAAGCAUAUUCCUAGAUACAAUAAUACUUUCACAUUCAUCUUGUCCUUAAAAAAAUCCAAUGCAAUUUUGGCGCUCCACAGGUACAAUACCUUGGUCAUAUUAUCCAUAGCAAUGGCGUUGGGGCUAGCGGGUUAUUACCGAAAAUUUAUUCACCAUUGUAGAAAAUGUUACAUUUAUUAUUUAUUAUCAGAUUGUGUACGUAUGUAGUUGUGUAGAUAAAAUAGAGUUGUUAGACUGCAUUUAUUAGCAGAUAAGUACUGCAGUUAGAUAGAUCCUAUUUUUUAGGAUCUGCACAGGGAGUUUGUUGUGUGUACUCUGUAUAUAUAUUCUGGCCGUAUGGCUCAUCAUAAUCAAGGAAGUUUUAUUCGUAAAACUUACAUGGUAUCAGAGACUUGGUUUAAACAAAACGAUGGUAGAAACCAGUGAUUCAUAUUCAUCACGCACUAGCAACCUUACCUCCCAAAUUAACUCUAUGACAAAUUACCAGUCUCCUAUCCAUUCAUCUAUGCUAAUCACUAGCCAUAGAUUGAAUGGAAAAAACUAUUUGGAAUGGUCUCAAUCUGUCAAGCUCGCAAUUGAUGGGAGGGGAAAAUUGGGCUACCUCACGGGAGAAAUCAAACCAAAACUUCCUGGUGAGGAAGGCUACAAUACAUGGAGGUCAGAAAAUUCACUUGUAACAGCCUGACUUCUCAGCUCCAUGGAAGCCUCAAUUGCAAAACCUCAUAUGUUUAUGAAGACAACAAAAGAGGUCUGGGAUUCCAUAAAAGAAACUUACUCGGACCUUGAAAAUUCUUCUCAAAUUUUUGAAUUAAAAACCAUUCUCUGGUAGUCCAAACAAGGAGAUAGAGAUGUCACCACCUACUUCAAUGAAAUGGUGUCUCUAUGGCAGGAGUUGGAUCAAUACUAUGAUGAUGAAUGGGAAAGUGCAAAAGAUCUGACCAAGCACAAAAAAAGGGAAGAAAAUGACAGGAUUAUAUGUUCCUGGUAGGAGUUACUCAAAGCUUUGAUGAAGUGAAGGGAAGGAUUCUGGGAAAGAAACCUUUGCCUUCAAUCAGAGAGGUAUUCUCUGAAAUCAGGAUAGAAGAAAGCAGGAAAAGGAUUAUGAAUAACACUCCAGGAUCUCAGAAUGAUACUGGAGAGUCCUCAGCAUUGGUGGUCAAGGGAGAUGAAAGAAAGAAACCAUGGUGUGAUCACUGCAAGAUCCAUGGAAAACCACCAGGAGCAGGAAAAAAGAAAUUUGAGAAAGCUUUACAUACUACCAUGCCUGAAACUGAACAGGAGCAACAAAUCAACUUCAAUCAGCCCACUUUCACAAAGGAACAGAUAGAGCAACUCCUACAAUUUCUAAAUACCCAAAAGAUUCUUAACCAGGAAACCCCUUCUUGUUCUUUUGCCCAAAAUGGUAAAAUUACAUCAUAUUUUUGUUCUGAAAAAUCAAAAAACACCUGGGUCAUUGACUCAGGUGCAACAAACCACAUGACCUCUUUUCCAAAAUUCUACUCCUCAUAUAACCCGUGUGCACGAGAUAAAAAAGUUAAAGUUGCAGAUGGCUCUUUUUCAGCCAUUGCAGGGAUGGGAAAUGUUAAAAUUUCCUCAAUCCAUUAACCUCUCUAAAGUCCUUCAUGUUCCAAACCUUUCUUGUAAUCUUGCCUCUGUUAGCAAAUUAACCAAAAAGCUUCAGUGUUAUGUUAAAUUUUAUCCUUAUUGCAUUUUUUCAAGAUCUGGCAUCGGGGAAGAUGAUUGGCAGUGCUAGAGAGGAAGAUGGACUCUAUGUCUUUGAUGAAGGAACUAAAUUGAAUAAACAAGGUCGGCCUGACUGGCAAGCCUGACGCUUGAGCUCCCUCUCCGUCGGGCUAGCAGGUAGUCUCCCUGUUGGGCUGGAAGGCAUGCUCCCGGCAGGGUCGAGAGGCAGGCUCCCUGCUGGGCUAGAAGGCAAACCUCUAGGUGGGCUGAAAGGCAGACCUCUCGUUGGGCUGACAAACUAGCAGGCCGUCUUGGAUUUCUGCUCCGUUGGACCUCCUUUCUUUGAUGGGCUUGAUCGGUUGCGCCGACUUGAGAUCUGGGUUCCUGGACCCACUGGCUAGGCUGGCCUGGUAAUUGUAUUUGAGCGUGGAGAUCUGGUGUUUGUAUUUAACUUUCAUCCAGAGAAAACAUACGAGGGGUACAAAGUUGGAUGUGAUUUGCCUGGUAAAUACCGAGUUGCUUUGGAUAGCGAUGCCUGGGCCUUCGGUGGACAUGGAAGGGUGGGCCAUGAUGUGGACCAUUUCACAUCACCUGAAGGAGUGCCCGGAAUUCCAGAGACAAAUUUUAAUGGUCGUCCAAACUCUUUCAGAAUACUCUCUCCUGCUUUGACAUGUGUGGUAAGACCUCCCUUUCCCCAAAAAGUCAAUCUAAUGUGUACCUUUAGUUCUAUAUUUUCUAAAGGGUCAAAUAGACCUUUGUACUUGUCACGGUUAACCGUAUUCACCUGUAAAAAUGAAUUUUGAAUGGUUUUUUUAAUUCAGGGUGCAAAUACUUUUUUUAAUUCUGGGAAUCAGGGACUGAAUUGAACAAACAUGAUAGGCAGAGGGUCUAUUUUUAAAAUCGGGAUAACCCCAUUUAAACCGGUACAUAGUUGUUAUGGCAAUGGCGACGGUGAUGGUGCACAUGCAUUUGACAAAAAAAAAACUAAAAAAAUGAAUUAUAGACACUAUAACUGUAUCACCCAACCACCAUACUAUGAUAAGACAAGUUGAAUAACAAUAUUCUAACCAAAACAUGUGAAGUUAAAUAUCAAGGUAAGGGUCAGACUGGUCCUCGAAAUUGCAUAAAAAGGAUCAAAUAAGUCCUUACUGUCCGGCCGUCGCCAUUUGGGGAGGUUCCCGGUGGAUUUUUUUGAUGAAUUUUUUUGAGCAUCUUAUUCAUUAAGUCUAGUUUACUCAUACCAAAUUUCAGCUAAAACUUCAAUCGGGAAGGAAUUCAAAUGAAUUCUUGAAAGUAACUGCGCAGUUAUCUUCAAGACUUCAUUUGAAUGUCUUCCCGAUUGAAGUUUUAGCUGAAAUUUGGUAUGAGUAAACUAGACUUAAUUAAUAAGAUGCUCAAAAAAUUUCAUCAAAAAAUUCCACCGGGAACCGCCCCGAAUGGUGACGGCCGGACAGAGCCUCCUAUAUAAGAACUUAUUUGACCCCCUUUUAUGCAAUUUCGAGGACCAAUCUGACCCUUACCUCUAUAUAUAUUCCUACAAGUCUACAACAUAUGUGUAUGUAUAUAAUUAGCUUAUGUAAUCAAUUAAACAGAAUAAAAAAGCUAAGUUAUUUUACUUAUUUAUAAUAGUAAACAACUAAGUAAUCUAUUAAGCAUACGAAGUAUAUAAUAUGUAAUAAAUUGUGUAUAUCUAUAAUAAACACAAUAUUCAAAGGUAACUUUAUUUCGAAUUAAUACAACAACAACAACAACAACAACAUCCAAGCCUUAGUCCCAAAAGAUAUUAGGGUCGGCUAACAUGAAUCGAUACAUGAUAUCACAACCAAAAGGAAAAGAAAGAAAAUAAAGAUAAAAAAGAUAAGCUAUUAUAAAAAGAUAAUAUAAAAAGAGAUGAAUAUACAUAAAAAUGAUAAAAUAAAAAGGCUACAAAUAAUGCUUACCAGAUAAUUCAGAAUAUUCAAACAAUAAAAAUAAAAUGAUUUAAUCGUAUAUUGUAUUAAUAAUAAGUUAAGCUAUUUAUUAGUUUACUUUAAAUAAUCAAUAAAAUAGAAUAAAAAACAAUAUGGAGGUCACGGUCAGGAAGGGAACAAACAACUGGGGAUUUGACUUAGAGAGUAGCCCGUCGCUGGCGAGUCGUGACUUGAGGUUGAUGCACUAUGGGAUUCAAAGGUGAUACAUAAAAUUUCUGAAUGUUUCCCAUGGAUUCCAGAUGCUUCGAUCCAGAUGAUUCAACUGGGACGCAAAGAGAGUAGCCCGUCACCAUGGCGCCGGCGCCCAAAUGGCGUCGCCACUGGUAUAGGUAUCGCCAUGCCCACAUUUCAUGGCGCGGGGGGGGGGGGGGGGGGGGGGGGAAUUGUGUGCCUAUGUAGCACGGAAACUCUUGGGAAGGAGUACGUUUCCGUUUCGGAAACUCUACGGAAACUCUUGGAAACUCUCCAAACAAGCCUUUUUUGGGCAACAUUUGACGUUUCCCGUUUCCUCAUGACUUUCACGUUUCCGUGCAACAUAGUUGUGUGCCACAUGGCGCACACGCCAUACAGCGCCAUCAACAACCAUGAACCAGGAUAACCCCAUUCAACAUGUGCUCCUUAUGAGCAUGCUAAUCCUACCCGGGUGUGUUUUUGACAUCAAACCUAGCCUAUUAUACCGCUUGCCCUUAACCGUUAAAAUUAAGCUACCGAUAGUGAAAAAUUCAAGCAAAGUUUCAGGGAUACUGUGUUUUGAUAAAAGUACUCUAUGUGAGGAAGUUUCGAGCCACCUUACGUCAUUCAUUCUUCUCUUAAAGGGUGGCAUUCCCUGAGCCUUUCACGGCUCCUAUCCUACCCUAAUCAAUAACUUUAUAUCUGCUAUUUGUUCCCUCUCAUUUUGCCUUUAUGAUUGGUGUAGAAAAAACUUUCUUUUAAUCCCUUGUCUAACUUUGAUGGCAUUGCAUUUCACUCAUUUGUGAAGGCCUAUUAUAGGGCUGAAGACAGCACAGACGAUGUGACUGCCAACAAAAUUAAGACCACGUCAACCAAUCUGGUGUUGGUGGCAAGUGUGGAGGAUCUCCAAGAAUUACCUACCGUAAAUAAUAAUAGCAUUGACAGUAAAAGCGAGACAGAAAAAGAUGUGCAGGAGUAGAAAGUAAUGAAUAUAGAUGAAGAUAGGCCAGAAGAACUCUGAGAUGAAGUGCCCGCUAGUAAAACUGUAACCAUGUGCACCAGUGUAGCGUCUGUGAGUGAUGAGGAGCCACAAGAAUCUCUCGCCACAAGUAAUAGCGGUAUCUGUGAAAGCAAGACACAAGGCCCGGAGGAUAAUAUAAUGAAUGACUCUUGAUGAUGUCCAGACAUAUAUUAGAAAAACAUAUUAUCUCAGCCAAUUCAAGCGGACAAGAGAAUUUGGAUUUGCAUGUAUUAAAAAUUUCCAUAAAUCCUCUUCAACAAAAAAAAAACCAUAAAUCUAUGUACGUUAUCAGGCCUGCUGUGCAUAUUAGCAGGGGUGUAGCCAGGACAUAGAAGAUGAGUGGGCCAGGUUAUCACUAUGAGUUAUUAUCAUAUUAAAUACGCC